This is a messenger RNA of Uncinocarpus reesii 1704, 3237 nucleotides long. RefSeq lists its product as uncharacterized. Gene Ontology annotation, biological process: response to starvation; autophagy. The transcript is spliced from 2 exons. The record is from RefSeq and is a predicted model, not a curated record. Gene Ontology annotation, cellular component: cytoplasm. NCBI's taxonomy places the organism in Eukaryota, Fungi, Ascomycota, Eurotiomycetes, Onygenales, Onygenaceae. The coding region runs from base 1 to 3237 and encodes 1078 amino acids. Gene Ontology annotation, molecular function: protein binding.
AUGCCCCCUACGUCAAGCCCAGCUCGUCAACAGGCUUCGAAAUCGACAGUGAAACGCGUAUCGUCUCCUCAGUCAGUUACCGGCGAGGUGGCACAUAGCAAGAAAAAGAAGAAUGCCGCGCGAAGAGAUAUUAAGACGGCCAAAGCCGAAAAGCAGACCCUUCUUGAAGACUUAGAGGCCUCCCAGCCCAUAGAACAACUUUUCGAGCCUGCUUCGACCCUACUCACGCCGCAAAACAUGGUUAGUGAUCCUGACUCACCGGUAUUGGAUGCUCUCAGCACGUUAUCCCCAUCGGAGGACCACGACAUUACCUUCCGCACGGAUACAUGGGCUAGGUCGAUCCCUUUUGGCAAAAGUCCUCCGCAAGAGGCGUCAGGCGGAGGAAAUGUUGGAUGUUCUCCAAAUUUCAGUCUGCCGGCGGACAGAGGGGGUUUCCAGCAAGCCGCCAUGUCGGUUUCCCCUCCAACUAGCAAACCACGACCUAUUAGUAUGGAAACGGACUUCUCCAGCUCUUUAAGACAUCGAUUUGAGGAUCGGCAGAAACGGAACUCUAUGAGCACCCAACAACAGCAAUAUCCUCCGCUACCUCAUCUUCCUCAGGCUCACUUCUACUCGGCUCCUGAUGUGAAUAUACCUGGUGUUGCUUCUCCGAUAAUGGCAACAACUCAAGAGCAGGGUUGUUCUUUUAGUGCUCUUGACAUACUCCCAUCGCAUAAACCACGUCUUCCUGGAAAGAAAGUCGUUUUAAUCGGAAGAGAUGGUAUGCUAGAAGUUCUAGCCCUGGAGAACGAACAGGCCCGAGUGCUUGGGGCCGUCAAAGGGUUGAAUGGAAGAGUUCUAAACGCCAAGAUCUUGACUUGGACCUCUGGGACCGACCCAUUCUUCUCCUCUCGACCGCUCGUUGGAGUGACAAUAUUUGGCCCUGUGUCUCAGGAUGACAACGGGCGUAGCUCUUCCACGGCAUCAGACAACACCGAUUCGGCGGCCCCAAGCGUUUCGCAUAGGUUGGAUGCGCAUUCUAACCAUACGGACCUACCUCGUAUGCAAACUCGUGUGCAAGUCUAUUCGCUUAAAACGCAAUGUCUAGUAGCAACACUCUUUGCGACUAGACCCGAGCCUUGCUACACUGCAUUUCCUGGGGCAUCUCCGUCUGUACCCCCAGCUGGGGGGGACUUGAAAUUAUAUUCUAGUGGAGAUUAUAUCGUCCUUGCUUCUGGUACCAGUGGAGAGGUCUUUAUUUUUGGCACUGGCGGGAACCGAACAUCAGAUUCCUAUCGCUGUCUAGGAAAAACGUGGACCAAUAUUCGGAACCGGGAUUCCCGAAGGCAUUCAAGUUCAUCCAACUCUACUAAUGCGGACGAUAUACAAUCCGAACAUGGGCGCGAAACAUUCUCAACAGACAUGCCCAUUUUGACUAUGAGUGGCCGCUGGCUCGCUGUAGUCCCUCCGCCCUCAACCAGAACCUCGCUUCGCGGCACUGUUGGUUGCCAGGUGAGCCAAAAGAGGCUCUACGAGAUAGAUGCCCAUAAUCCACCGUCUCGUCCGUCUGUGACUUGUACGGUGGAUUGCAAUCAGGAAGGUCUUUUCAACAAGAUUACGAAAGGGGUGACGCAGGAAUUAAUUAGAGGUGCCGCCUGGACAGGUGGACAAGUUGCUCAGACGUGGAAUAGUUAUUUUAACAAAGAUGCGCAGCCGAGUCAAACCGCCACAUCACGGCGAGCGCCUCCCUUUGAACCGCCUAACGUAAACCUCCUUCCGCCGACCCACGCCCAAGAACCACAACAACCAUCGAACAGUGAGCCCGAUUUGGUAUCCAUCAUCGACUUGAAGCGGCUUGAAGAGAGUGAAGGCACAAAGACUUCAACAAUCAGUUCAGUAGCGACUUUCCAACCACCUAAUGGAUGCAGCUUUAUUUCCCUGUCACCCAGUGGCCUCAUGCUUUUAACUGCCAGUAAAAAUGGUGAUAUUCAGCAAGUUUGGGACCUUAUGCAAAUGCGGCACUGCAGAGCAAGAUCAUUGGUAUUGGAGGAUAUUUCAUCCGCAGUUCCCCACGCACAAGUCCGGGAGAUAGCGAAAUUUGAUCGCUUAACAAAAACGAGCAUCCUUGAUGUUAGAUGGACGAGCCCUACUGGAGAACGCCUAGCUGUUGUCACAAAAAAUGGCACAAUACACCUAUACGAUAUUCCGCGAAGUGCUUUUCAAUGGCCCCCCUUACGUCGCGUUCCGCGCCAAUCAUCUCCUCAGCAGGGUCAUGCUGAAUACCUGUCAAGAGAAGAUUUGAAUGAAAUGAAUUCCGGAAAUCUAAAUCCGUUUUCUACUGCUGUCAAAGCGAUAGGUGGCACUACUCAACCGUUCAUGGCUGCUCUUCGAGGGCGUGCCCCUAGCGUUGGGGCCGCGUUUGGUGCAGGUGCAGGAUUCGGCUUGUCUUCUCGAGGUGGUAAAGUCAUAGCGUCUGGCUUAAGCAAAUCCGUGGGUGCUGCAACCGAAACUAUGAAUGCUCUCCGGCAUUUUGGUGAAAAUCGGUUGCAUCUUAGCAGGUUAACAAAAGACGGCAGUGUUUCCCGUAUAGAAUGGCUUGGAAAUGAAAAGGAACCAUUUUUGGGUAUCAUCGAUGGCGAAUCUUUCAAGGUAUAUCAAGUCCGACGUGGAUCAGCGGGAAAGAAAAAAAUAGAUCAGUCGGUAUUUGGUGCGAAGAUACGGGAACUUCGCCUCCCCGCAAGCCUACGUCUUCCUGUCGGACCUAGCCAAGCGCUUCUAACAAUGACAAGCGCUACUACCAGUGGUUUUUGGUCACUCCCGUCAUUCACGCACCCACCUCCUGCUGGAAACAUCACCUCCCCGCCGCUCUCUCAAGCAGAAAUUGAGACGAAUGCACCCUAUCAACCGUUCCAUACUGAUCGUCGAGUGAAUUUGAUGAUUUUCUCUGGAGUUUACGAUGACAGCAGUGCCACUGAUCCAUGGGUAUUUGGUGAUGCGAUACCCUCAGUGAAACUGCAAAUUCGUGGAUCCUCGUAUAGAGACGAUACCCCCGCAGAUACGCAUAAUACCGGUGACGGUGAGAUGGAAAACUUGAUUAGCCUGGGCAGCGGUGGUGAAAACGUUGAAUAUGCUGUGAUCACCACCAGGCGAAAGAAGAGAACAGUAUCUGAGAACGCUGCCGGUACUGGAGGGGUUGACGACGAUGGGUUUUUUGAAGACGACUGCGAUAUCCUUGACUUUGCCAGUGAUCGGGUCUGA